AGCGCGGAGAAAGCAAGCACCGAAGCCGCAAGCCGCACCGCCUCGAGCCGGGCGCCGCGACGGCAAGGCGAUCGACACAGUCGCCGCGAACGCGCCAACUCGCGAGCUCGCGCACGCGUGCUUGUGAGUGUGUCUUCAAGAGAGUGUGUGCGUGUGUGUGUGUUUUUGCGUGUCUGGCGAUACGUAGAGGGCGGGCAGCCAGACGGUCGGGCACACACUGUCCCCGCCGGUCCCCCUAGUGGUCGGGAAGGCACCGAACUCGGCGUGGCGCCGCGACGCGACGCGCGGCACCGCAACAGUGUAACGGUGCAGGCCGCUGCACCCGCCGUCACCGCCCGCGGUGAGCGGCCACCCCGAAUGGUGCUGGAGCAGCACGUCUAGAGCACGGACAGCAAGGGCAGCACGGUGCAGCACGACGACCCCGCCUGAGGCCCAGAGAUGGAGGCGGCCGCGCGCCCCGCCCGCCACGCCGCCCCCGCCCUCAUCGCCGCCACCAUCCUCCUCGGCACUGUGAAUACCGUGUGGGGAUUGCAGUGCUACGAAUGUUCAGAGCAGCCAGUACAAGUCAAUCCAGACAAACCAGUACAGCUCUGUGCAGACUUUGAUGGGUCCUGGCGCUAUGUCGUUGACUGCCCACAUUCCACAUUCUGUAGGAAGACCUCAGUUGAAUUGCCGUUGCCAAAUGGCAAGUCUAUCAAGAGUGUGAAAAGGGACUGUGCUCCCCAACUCCACACCUUCCAAGCGUUAGAAGACAAUAAUUGGAAGAAUAAAAAUGAGACUGUAACAUCUAUAUACAACAAAGGAUGCUCCAAGGACAAUGCCGGAAUCCAAGCAACAAAUGUGGAAUAUUGCUACUGCCAAUCCUAUUUAUGCAACUCUUCUAAAAGUUCGCAUGAUUCAUCCUAUUCCCAUCAUUCGGACGCCAUGGCGGUUAUUUUUGUUUUUAAUGCUAUGAAGUAUCUCCGUAGCCUUAGAUAGUUGCAUGCAGACUGAAACCUGGAGACAUACUUCCUUGGGUAUUGUGCUGAUACAUCCAAGAAAACACCUACGUCAAAUGCUGUGAUUUUAGAUAUAACCCAGUGAGAAUUUAAAAAGAGGCAUAAGUGUUUUAGCUUUGACCCCCUCCCCUCCCAUUUAAUUUACUUGUUUUUAGCAGAAGACAUUGUUUAGAGACCAACCAUUCCAUUUAAGAUAUUUAAAAUGUGGCCUUACAAUUUUCAAAGAACUUUUAGCUCUUUUCAAUCAAAUACAUAUGUAUCAAGGACAAUUUUCUACAACUCUUUAGAGAUAUCUAUUUAUUUAUUUCCAAUGUUUUUUAUUUAUUCUAAUUCAUAAGAUUUAGUAAAAAGUUUUAAAUUUCAAGGAAUUAUUACUAAAUUAAUUGUCUUUGUAAGAUGGCUUACUUUUACUAGGCAAAGCAUUGCUUAAUUUUUCUUCAAACAAAGAGCGGCCAGGCUGGAGUGAUCGUAUUUGUUAAUAGAAAGUCUUUAGAGUGUACUAGUCAUCACCAGAAUGAAGAGAUGAUGCAUUUCAUACAUGUAAAGUGUAUUUUCACACAAACAAUAAAUAUGUGUGUGGCAGUUGUGAAUGAA
Molecule: messenger RNA, 1592 nt
Organism: Thrips palmi
Lineage: Eukaryota; Metazoa; Arthropoda; Insecta; Thysanoptera; Thripidae
Exons: 4
Coding region: 439-978 (179 amino acids)
Biological process (GO): regulation of synaptic transmission, cholinergic; sleep; positive regulation of voltage-gated potassium channel activity
Source: RefSeq, a predicted model, not a curated record